Bombina bombina (fire-bellied toad) is the source of this 1152-nucleotide messenger RNA. RefSeq lists its product as uncharacterized. The transcript has 3 exons. The coding region runs from base 1 to 1152 and encodes 383 amino acids. The record is from RefSeq and is a predicted model, not a curated record. Lineage: Eukaryota; Metazoa; Chordata; Amphibia; Anura; Bombinatoridae.
AUGGGUCUAGAAUCUUAUAUCAAAGAUACCCCAGACCUUAUAUCGAAGAUCUCCAAAAUUGAAAAAGCAGGGCGAGAUCUCAUCUGGUGUACAUGUGAUGAACAAGCAACGUCGUCAGGUGGUACCUGCGGGAGGCGGAUUCAGCCACUAGACCUUAAUGUGGUGACUUCUCUGCUUUGUCCUACCCAUGGUCCAGCUCCUACCUAUAAUGUGCCACCUCCUACCCAUAAUGCUCCAACUCCUACCCAUAAUGCGCCAGCUCCUACCCAUAAUGCUCCACCUCCUACCCAUAAUGCGCCACCUCCUACCCAUAAUGCGCCACCUCCUACCCAUAAUGCUCCAGCUCCUACCUAUAAUGUGCCACCUCCUACCCAUAAUGCUCCAACUCCUACCCAUAAUGCGCCAGCUCCUACCCAUAAUGCGCCACCUCCUACCCAUAAUGCGCCACCUCCUACCCAUAAUGCUCCAGCUCCUACCCAUAAUGCUCCAGCUCCUACCUAUAAUGCGCCACCUCCUACCCAUAAUGUGGCAGCUCCUACCUAUAAUGUGCCACCUCCUACCCAUAAUGCGCCACCUCCUACCCAUAAUGCGCCACCACCUACCCAUAAUGCGCCACCUCCUACCCAUAAUGCGCCACCUCCUACCCAUAAUGCGCCACCUCCUACCCAUAAUGCGCCAGCUCCUACCCAUAAUGCGCCAGCUCCUACUCAUAAUGCUCCACCUCCUACCCAUAAUGCGCCACCUCCUACCCAUAAUGCGCCACCUCCUACCCAUAAUGCGCCAGCUCCUACCCAUAAUGCGCCACCUCCUACCCAUAAUGCGCCAGCUCCUACCCAUAAUGCGCCAGCUCCUACCCAUAAUGCUCCAGCUUCUACCCAUAAUGCGCCACCUCCUACCCAUAAUGCGCCACCUCCUACCCAUAAUGCGCCAGCUCCUACCCAUAAUGCGCCAGCCCCUACCCAUAAUGCGCCAGCCCCUACCCAUAAUGCUCCAGCUCCUACCCAUAAUGCGCCAGCCCCUACCCAUAAUGAGCCAGCCCCUACCCAUAAAGCGCCAGCCCCUACCUAUAAUGCGCCAGCAAAUCAUGACACCAUUGUGCGCAAGAUCACUUCACAAUAUGACACCAUUAUGCGCAAGAUCACCUGGCAAUAG